Molecule: messenger RNA, 1256 nt
Organism: Macrosteles quadrilineatus (aster leafhopper)
Lineage: Eukaryota; Metazoa; Arthropoda; Insecta; Hemiptera; Cicadellidae
Exons: 2
Coding region: 123-1256 (377 amino acids)
Molecular function (GO): sequence-specific DNA binding
Source: RefSeq, a predicted model, not a curated record
GUGUUAUAAACAAAGAGCUUUAGUCUGCUAGCUGUUAGUGCCUUGGUGUUGUUGUUUGAAAGUGAAGGUGUUUAGUUUGUUGUGGUGCAGUUUUAUAAUGUUUAAAGUUGUUAUUCAUCACUAUGGAUAGGACAUUAAAUGAAAUAGAAAUAGAUGAGUGUCUUUUUGAAGACCUACCAGACAUUAGUGCCAGCUCAGAUGUAAGUGACUGUGAAGAUAAUGAUGAUGAAGUUAGGUUAGAACAAACUGACUAUUUGGAUACAGGAAGAGAAAUAUCUGUAAGAAAUGUAGUUCCUACUCGUAAUAAGAAUGAUCUGCAGUUAACAGAGGCCUCUGUUUCAUUUAGGCCCGGUAAUACAUGUUAUAGCGAUGAAGAAUUGGUAGAAGACCUGAGUCCAAUUGGCCUAGGCCUACCAAUCAUUUCCAAUGAGAUGGUAGAUAAACAACAUGAGUUUGUAGAACCUGUAGCCUGCUGUAGCAAAGAUACAGAUAAUAAUUUUGAUAACAUAUUUAAUGAAGGUAUUCUAAACAUAGAAAAUGAGACACCAGGUUCUGACGAUAAUAACAAAGAGUCUAAUGAAACUUUGGAAGCUAAUCAAACUUUGGAAGCUAAUGAAACAGGUAGGCCUACUGACAAUUGUACCGAGGCUAAUGAAACUAUCGAAACUAACAAUAGUAGGUGUAAUGAAACUAGUGCAACUAAUAACAAAUCCGGAAAAGGCAAUUUGAAAAAAAACGCAACCUCUGGAAAAGGCAGGCGUGAAGCUAAGAAGACAACAACCAAACCUAAAGUGACUAAACCUAAUAAGACUAAAGCAAACCAAAAGUCUAAAGGUGGCAAACCACACAAAAAUGAAGACUCCAAUGCGAAGAAAAAGAAAGACGCCCCGGAUUAUAAAUGGAAAAAGAAGGACAUGCCUACAACUAUUCCACACUAUGACGAAAGUGAAGGUCUAAUGGAAGGACACUUCGAACAAUGCAAAACGCCUACUGAUGUGUUUCGUGAGUUUGUUGACCAGGAAUUGGUAAGCCACAUAACUUAUCAGUCAAAUCUAUUUGCGACUCAAAAUGGUAAAACACUAAAUUUAAAAGAAAAUGAACUCCUGGUGUUUAUUGGCAUAAACUUUCUCAUGGGUUAUCACCAGUUACCUUCCAUAAAACACUACUGGAAUACUGCUGAUGACUUACAUGUCAAGCCUGUUGCAGGAGCCAUGACAAGAGGGCGGUUCAUGGAAAUAUUACAUAUCUUCAUGUGA